AUGGCUUGCUGCCUAUUCCUAAGGGUUUCAGCAGCACCUACUAAUCCGUCCAGGGAUGUGGAAGAUGAUCCUGAAUUGACGGCAGGCUAUUUCGAAGGCGAUAUGGAGCUAGAUGGUGACAUGAAUAGUCGAAAUGGUUUAAGAGACGUUGCCAGACGUUGGCCCAAUGCUACAAUACCAUACAAAAUUGAUCCAGAGUUUGCUGAUCCGUAUGUUGCGUACAUUAAAUUGGCCAUGAUGCGCAUUGAAUUGGUCUCUUGCAUUCAGUUUGUGGCAGCUGCCGAUGAUGCCGAAGAUUAUGUUUUAAUUUUGACUUCGACCACAGGAUGCAGUUCAAAUGUUGGCUAUCAACCAGGAGAACGUACAGUUAAACUGAAACCAGGAGAGUUGGAUAAAGGUUGCUUUAGACUUGCCAGCAUACAGCACGAACUAUUGCAUACCAUGGGCUUUCAUCAUCAACAAAGCUCCGAUGAUCGUGAUGAUUACGUUCUAAUUGUCGAAGAAAAUAUAAGGGACGGAUAUGCACAUAAUUUUAAGAAAUAUGAAUCUGAAGUUAUUGAAAAUUUUGAUCAGUCUUACGACUAUUCUAGCGUUUUGCAUUACAGUUCAUUAGCAUACUCCAAUAAUGGCGAGCCAACCAUAGUGGCACUCAACGCAGAGGGUCAGUCUAAAAUGGGACAGAGAUUACAGAUGACUGCAACUGAUAUAAAUCGACUUAAUGUUAUGUACAAGUGUCCACUUCAAAUGUAGACUUAAUGUCUAAUUUUUGUAAGCAAUUUAAACGAAAUGUGUAUAACAAAUGAAUUAUUUUACCCUCUGUGAAAAACAGUCCAGUCCAGCUAAUAAAAUACCAAAAAUAUA
Messenger RNA from Drosophila willistoni, 861 nucleotides. RefSeq names its product seminal metalloprotease 1. The record is from RefSeq and is a predicted model, not a curated record. The transcript is spliced from 2 exons. Gene Ontology annotation, biological process: proteolysis. Gene Ontology annotation, molecular function: zinc ion binding; metalloendopeptidase activity. Bases 1 to 750 code for a protein of 249 amino acids. NCBI's taxonomy places the organism in Eukaryota, Metazoa, Arthropoda, Insecta, Diptera, Drosophilidae.